GCUGGCAGAUUCAAUCGAAUCUGAGCUUCUGAAUAUGGAUUUGAGGUUUUUCGGAGGGAAAUCGCUUCCCGAGCACUCCGCAGCCAAGAAGUCCUUGUAUAUCCAUGGUCCCAAAGUCCUACAGCUAGUUUCUGUAAGGGACAUAAGUCAAAGUGUCAUUGAUUCUUCAUUUAGGAGUUCGCCGCAUCUGCAUCGUAUCCUUAGAUUUGUUCUCACUGAUGGGCAGUCUGAAACAAUUGGAAUAGAAUAUAAACCAAUUCCAAGCAUCACAGAGGAGAUCAUUCCUGGCUGUAAGGUCCGUCUAGAGAAUAAAAUUUCCGUGCACCAUGGUAUACUAUGUUUGAACGUUGGAUCUCUUAGAAUAAUGGGAGGACUUGUUCAAUCUCUUUGUGACGAGUGGCAGAUGAGCCGGAAAUACUCUGGUUUCUCUCGUUCAUUGAUGAGAUUGUCCCAAAAUGAUGAAGGCCCUGGACCUCCUCCAUUUGAGAAGUUGCGAAUUGAACCAUUUCCAAGAAAGUUUUCUCACGUCAGCAGUUCACAUCGUGGAAAAGACGAGGCUUUUGAGGAUCCAAAGCUUGUUUCCUCAGGAAUAAAAAACGAGGGGAAAACUUCUAGUGUGGAAGUUAGGACUAAAGAAGUAAUUGAAGCUGUUCCUGUACAAAACCAAGUUGCUGCACAGAAACUCUUGCAGAAAAUGGUUCAGCCAAUGCAUGAAGGAAGAGAUCCUAGGGGUCAUAAAGCCAGAUUUAAGGGUAAGCAAGAAGUGGCGCCAGUCUUUACUCUUGAUGAAUGGGAAAGGAGGAAAGCGAGCUCGUCAAAGGCAAUAGGGAUGACUAAUCUUCAAAAUAUUAAUGGUGAUGAGGAGCUCGCACGACAGCUUCAGAGCCAAUUAGAUAUGGAAGAUUAUCAGAACAAUCAAGGGAAUGUGGAAUACGAAGCUGAUCAAAUACGAAUGAGUAUGUUCAACUUUGGUGGAGCUGAAGAAAGGAAUGAUGGAAGAGGUGAUUUCAGACGAGGAAGGGGGAGGGGAAGGGGCAGGGGAAGUGGAAGAAAAAGAUUUGGCUGAUUGUUUUGAGCUUUUUUCAAGCAGUUGAUCUCCAUUUCUUAUUUUCUGCUGUUUCAUGAUUCAACCAUCUCCGGUGCUUGCUUCUCUCUUGUGGUCACGUGCUUUGGGGUUUUGUGAUCCUCCUGAGAUUGGUUAAUGUACAUUUCUAGAGCGAUGGGUUAUUGGACAGUGUUCAUUUUCGUACAUGUAUUUUUUAAAUUUUUGUUAAGAUUUUACCAUUAUUCACUUUAUUUGUGCUGAAUUUCCAGACAUGUUCAAAUCGCAAUAAAAUCCUAUGGUGUUUGGGUAUCC
Messenger RNA from Dendrobium catenatum, 1357 nucleotides. Its product is annotated as tudor domain-containing protein 3. The transcript has 7 exons. Gene Ontology annotation, cellular component: nucleus. The record is from RefSeq and is a predicted model, not a curated record. Lineage: Eukaryota; Viridiplantae; Streptophyta; Magnoliopsida; Asparagales; Orchidaceae. Bases 35 to 1066 code for a protein of 343 amino acids.